Molecule: messenger RNA, 1977 nt
Organism: Rotaria sp. Silwood2
Lineage: Eukaryota; Metazoa; Rotifera; Eurotatoria; Philodinida; Philodinidae
Source: the annotation of a GenBank genome assembly
AUGUAUAUUUUCUUCGAAAAUAGUGAGUCAUGUCCAUCGGGCUCGUGGAAUACAACUGGAAUAAGAGUAGCACGUGUUAAUCUUCCUGAAGAUGUAUUUGUUGAUAAUGAUGGUAAUAUUUAUGUGCCAGACAAUUCUAAUAGUAUACAAAAAUGGUUACCUAAUGCAACAAAUUCAAUAAUUGUAGCAGGUGGAAGUUUUGGUUCUGAUAUGAAUCAAUUAAAAAAUCCAAUCGGUAUUUUUGUACGUAAUAAUAAUUUAUACAUUGUUGACAACGGUAACUUUCGCGUACAAAAAUGGGCUUAUGGUGCCACUAGUGGUGUUACAGUUGCUGGAGGAAAUUCAAAAGGAUCUGCACUUAAUCAAUUGAGUAAUUGUUAUGGUAUUUAUGUGGAUGAACACGAAAAUGUAUACAUAGCGGAUAGAGAUAAUAAUCGUGUAAUGAAAUGGAUGCCUGGUGCAACUGAGGGUAUUGUUGUUGCUGGUGGAAAUGGUGAAGGUCGUAAUUCAAAUCAACUGACAUUUCCUCUGGGCAUAUACUUAGACAACGAUGCCAAUAUUUAUAUAGCAGACUAUUAUAAUGAUCGUGUUCAAAUGUGGGCACAAGGUGCUACAAAUGGUAUAACAGUAGCAGGCGGAAAUGGAGGAGGUAGUGCUCCUAAUCAGUUAUCCUUACCAAGAGCAGUUUCGGUUGACACACGAAAGAAUGUUUAUGUCCUUGAUACCUUCAAUGAUCGUGUGCAAAAAUGGGCUCCCCGCGCAUCAAGUGGUAUUACAAUAAUAGGAAGUGAUGGUCGAGGGAGCCGCCCAAAUCAAUUGCAAUCCCCAUUUGGGAUGAGGUUUGAUUCAAACGGUAACAUAUAUGUAGCAGAUACUUAUAAUUGGCGUAUACAAAAAUUUAGCUGUGAAAUUUUUGGUAAUCGUCAUCCACCAGCUAGUCUUCAUCGUUCAUCAUCAACAACUACAACAAAUCCAUUUGAAUCGACAUUUUGUGAUUUAAUUAAUGAUGAUAUGAUUCUUGAAAUGACGACUAAAUCAUUAGCUGGGCGAGUGGCUCUUGUCACAGGUGGAACAAGAGGCCUUGGCAAAGGCAUUGCUGUUGAAUUAGGAGCUGCUGGUGCUCUUGUCUAUGUCACAGGUCGUACAGUAAAAUCAUCGGAUGGUAAAAGUGGAAGUUUAGAAGAGACUGCAGAAGCUAUUCGUAAUCGAGGUGGUCAAUGUAUUCCAUUACGUGUUGAUCAUGAAAAUGCCAAUGAAGUUGAAGCAUUAUUUCAACGAAUUUCAAAGGAACAAGAUGGCCGAUUAGAUAUUCUAGUGAAUAAUGCAUAUAAGGGGGUUGAGCGUCUCUUGAUUGAAUCUGGUACAACAUUUUGGGAAACUGAACCAGAUAUUUUCGAUGACCUUAACAAUGUUGGUUUACGUAAUCAUUAUUAUUGUGCUGUUUAUGCUGCUCGAUUGAUGGUUCCUCGAAAACAAGGUUUAAUUAUAUUCAUAUCUUCAGUAGGCGGCCUGAUCUAUUUAUUUCAUGUAGCCUAUGGCUGUGAUCGUUUGGCAGCUGAUACAGCAAUAGAAUUAAAAAAGCACAAUGUUGCUUCAAUAUCACUUUGGCCAGGUCUUGUUGAAACAGAUACUGUUCAAGCAUCAGAACGUAAUGCCGGGUUUCAUAAAAUGUUUGAAACUUAUGGUAAAACAGAAUCAGCAGAAUAUGUUGGUCGUAUUAUUGCUCAUCUGGCACAGAAUUCAUCAUUGAUGCAAUACUCAGGAACGGUAGUGACUACGGCUGAUUAUGGAACAACUUAUAGUAUUCCUGAUAUAGAUGGUACAUAUCCGAGUAAUCCACGAUCGGUUAGUUUUCUUAUGAGACGAAUACCGGCGUUAAGUUGGUUAUCAGGAUGGAUUCCUGGCUUUUUAAAAAUACCUCAUUGGCUAUGGUACAAGCUGGUAACAAAUUUUCAGUUUUCACAACACAUUUUUUAA